Messenger RNA from Spodoptera littoralis (African cotton leafworm), 2211 nucleotides. The record is from the annotation of a GenBank genome assembly. NCBI's taxonomy places the organism in Eukaryota, Metazoa, Arthropoda, Insecta, Lepidoptera, Noctuidae.
AUGGAAGCAGCAACGGAAGAUACUCAAAAAGAAAGCACAGAAAAUGUGCAAUCUAACAAUACCGCUACUGAAUCAACACCGACACCACCGCUUGAAGUAAAAAAAGGGAAACGAGAUGACCGUAGCAGACGAGAUGAUAAAAACGUUGAGCAGUUUAUGAAAUCAUUGAACUCCGUACCAACUCUUGAGGAGAAACUGUCUCUAGUGUGUAAGAAAUAUGUUCAGACUGCAGACGACAAUAAAAAGAUGCAGUUUUACAUUAAGCAGUCGGACAAGCGCCACGCAAUGUUGUUAAAGGAGAAAGAACAGUUACAACUAGAGUUCAAUAAGACUAUUCUCGUCAAAUCUAAGUUGGAAAAUCUCUGCAGGGAAUUACAGAAACAGAAUAAGGCUAUUAAGGAAGAAUCUCUACUGAAAAUCCGUGAAGAGGAGGAACGUCGCAAGGAGACACAGGCUAAGUUCCAGAACACUCUGUCAGAGAUCACAGCCAUGCUGCAGCAGAACAAUGAGAAGAAUGCCAAACUCCGGGAUGAUAAUAUCAGUAUGAGCGAGAAAUUUAAGUCUGUGGUGCAGCAGUAUCAGCUUAGGGAACAACAGGUGGACAAAAUGGCGAAACAAAUGGCGUUAGAAUCCCAACUAUCCGACGCUAAGAUGCAAAAGGCGAGCCUAGAGCAUCAAGCAGACAAGGAGAGACUACUGGCUGAGAUGGAGCAGGUCAAGGUCACGCUCGCGCAAUAUAGAGCUAAGAUCAUGGAGCUACAGGGAACUGAGACUAGUUUGCGUAGUCAGUUAGCGGUGUACACGGAUAAGUAUGAUGAGUUCCAGAAUGCGUUGACGAAAAGCAAUAAGAUGUUCACCAACUUCAAAGAACAAAUGGAUAUGAUGGCAAAGAAGAUCAAAAGGUUGGAGAAGGAGUCUCUGUCGUGGAAGACACGUUGGGAGACAUCGCAGACAGCCUUACUGGACAUGUGCGCGGAGAGACAGGCCGCCACCGACCGCGCCGCCGCCGCCGCCAGGCAGCUGCACCACAUGCAGGGGCUCUGUCGCACGCUGCAGGCGGAGCGUACAGUAUUACUGGGCACCUUGAAGGACAACAACAUAGAGCGGCCGGCGCUGCCCGCGCUGCCGCCCGCGCCGGCCCCGCCGCCGCCCGCGCCGCUCGCGCACCAACCUGCGUCGAAUGCUAAGGUUGAUGCGAUGGCCGCCAACUGUGCCCAACUGCGCCAGAGUCUCGCACAUCUACAAACUCAAUUAAACACAUUGACAAACAAACCAACAGAAGAAUCGCCCGCACCUGAAAAAGUAGAGAAAACAGAAAAACAAAAGAAAUCUAAAUCUAAGAAGAAUAAAGCAGAGAAAGCUAAAGCUGAAGCUGAAAAGGCAGCAGAAGCAGCUAAAGAAACAGAGAGUAAUGAGGAGGUUGAAAGUAAUGAAGCCACUGCUACAGUACAAGUUGAAAACGUAGAAAAAAGUGAAUCUAGUGCCCUUGAAAAUAUAACUUUAAUUGAUCCUGACACGGUUGAUGAAAAAACACUAGAGAAUCUAAUACAGGAGAUGAGUUCUAAAGUAAUUAGGACAGGCCCUUAUGAGUUGGAAGUUAUAAGCGAUGUAAUUUUAGACGAAGAUGAUUCAGAAGAGAAUUCGGAAGAAGUUGGGAUUAAAGAAAUCGAAACCCAGUCAGUGGAAGCAAAAGAAUCGAAGUCGAAUGAAAGUCCAAUCAAAACCCAGACAGCGGAAGCGAAAGACAUGACGUCGAACGAAAGUCCAAUCAAGACCCAGACACCGGAAGCGAAAGAAAUGACGUCGAAUGAAAGUCCAAUCAAGACCCAGACAACGGAAACGAAAGAAACCGCUUCGAAUGAAAGUCCAAUCAAAACACAAACAGCGGAAGCGAAAGAAACGGCUUCGAACGAAAUUCCAAUCAAAACCCAGACAGAGGAAGCGAAAGAAACGACUUCGAAUGAAAGUUCAGCGGCGUCACCGGUAGAGGAGCCUUCAAGUGAUAGUACGGAAGUCACAAAUGUAGAAGUAGAAACAGUCAUAGAAACUAACAUUAAUGACGUAAACGAAGUGUUAUCUAAGUUUUUAAAUGAAGUACAAGAGGUAGCCGCGGUGAUCGGAUGCGGGGACGCUGACGUAACAGUCGUAGAAUCGUCAAAUGAAGAAGUUUCGCACGUAAACGAAGUGAAACCGAUACCAAGCGACGCAUAA